AUGAAUCAAGGUCUUUGGCCAGCAUCUUCAGUCAACUCCAUGCCGAGGAGAAGCAACUUCCAAUUCACAUACGAUUCGGAUCAUUAUUUGCUCCAUCUUAUAUACCAGAACUGCCAGGAGAUAUUCACCAGAGGAAACAAGAUUAAAACAUGGGAAAAAGUCUUGACAUGCUUCAACAACAAGUUCAAUGCGAACAUUGUCCAAAGUCGAACCAUUAACCAGAGAUUUCAGACUUUGAGGAAGAACUUUGAAAACCGGUUGCGGCAUGAGGGUCACCCGGCUCAUUUUAAUGAAAAUGAAGCUUGCUUGAUGAAGAUCACCGACUUCAUGUUCCAAACUAAUUGUAUUCAAGAGCACCCUUUUCAAGAAUAUGGCGGCUGGGCAAGCGGCGGCGAAGACGAAGAAGUGACAACAACAGCCCCGGCAACAGCGGCUGUAACCGUAGCUUCGUCGUCACCGGUGGACUUGUCACCGGUGGACUUGAAACUUGACAAUGUAACGUCUCAGAAUAUUCUGCCUGCUAGCGACCCAUAUGCCGCUUCUCGAACACAAACACAAACAGGCCGUGAUGUAUUUUCCAACCCGAUUCCAACUGUCCCCGGCGUCAGCAACUCGUUUCAAAAUGGUUCCUUGUCGGUGGACGAUACGCGCACGAGGACAGAGUCGUCAGUGAGCAGCCUAUAUGACGACGAAUUGAUUGCAUCAGCCAUCAACCCAAGCAACUUUGGCGACUCCACCUUGAGCGCAAUCCACGAUGCACCAAAGCUCGACACAAGAAACAUCGACACCAAGACUCGCGACUUUGGCAACUUGCUCAGCGCAGACGAGCAAUUUGCCUCUGACGGCAGCAGAGUCCCAAGGGCAAAAGGAUGGGAUUCAGCACCAGUAUUCGGCACAUCUACAAUCUCGCCUCAACCGCAGCCUUUGCCUCAGUAUCAGCAUCAGCUGGAGCCUAUCAUUAAAACAAGCAAGAAGCGUCAUCUACGAGAAGAUACGCGAGAGGUGUUUUCAGAACAGAUCGCGGCACUUGAAAGACAAUUCAGCGCCGAGUUUAGUGCGGUGCGUGCGGAUCUUGACCAGUUUAAAAGGGAAUCUAAUCAGCGCAUGGAUAAGAUUUUACAGUUACUCGAGACAAUAGCUACGUCGAGAGCAUAG
Messenger RNA from Lodderomyces beijingensis, 1155 nucleotides. The record is from the annotation of a GenBank genome assembly. Lineage: Eukaryota; Fungi; Ascomycota; Pichiomycetes; Serinales; Debaryomycetaceae.